Molecule: messenger RNA, 848 nt
Organism: Nematostella vectensis (starlet sea anemone)
Lineage: Eukaryota; Metazoa; Cnidaria; Anthozoa; Actiniaria; Edwardsiidae
Exons: 2
Coding region: 1-594 (197 amino acids)
Source: RefSeq, a predicted model, not a curated record
AUGACUUUAUAUUAUGGUGUACAGAUCCAAGUCGUUCCAAGAAGUUCCAAGUCGCACGCAUCAUGUCACACGUCAAUUUUUUUUUGCAACUUGCGUCGUAACAAAUCCAACAGGGCGUCCUCACGCGAUCGUCGGCGAAGGGAAGCUUUCGCAAUAAUAUGCUUGAAUCUGGCGCUAAAAGAAGAAGAAAAACCAAAAAGAGCAAAGAAAACGUGGAUCCGCCCUUGGAUGGCGAGAAGAGAAGAGCGAGACUGCUAUCAUCAGCUGGUCGCCGAGCUAGAACUAGAAGAUGAGGCAGCUUAUUUUGAUUAUUUUCGUAUGGAUAAGCGGCGAUUUCAUUUUCUGGUAGAUGCAGUGGACCAUAAAAUUAGAAGAAAUGACACUAAGUAUGAGGUCAAGCAUCAAACCGAGAGAAAGAAUGGCGGUAACCCUGAGGUAUCUGGCCACUGGGGAAAGCUUCAAGUCCCUCCAAUUCCAGAUCCGAAUCAGCCGGACAGCAAUAUCGGCCAUAAUUAUUUACGAGGUAAUGCAGUCCGAUCUCAUGAAAAUUCCAAACUCAAGAGAAAAUUGAAUGGAUAUUGCCAACACCUUUGAAAGUCGGUGGAACUUCCCCAAUGGGAUCGGUGCCGUUGAUGGAAAGCGAAUAGCUAUGAAACAGCCAGAGAAUAGUGGUUCUCAUUAUUAUGACUACAAGGGCAACAACAUUGUGAUUCUAAUGGCAGCCGUAGGACCAAGAUAUGAGAUACUGUGGGCAGAUGUUGGGGUCAAUGGUAGAGCAUCUGAUGGAACUGUGUGGAAUAAGUGCAGUGUGAAGAAUGCACUGGCAUCAAAUAAGAACCCCUUGCAGG